Messenger RNA from Elgaria multicarinata webbii, 1158 nucleotides. It is a transcript of the gene PXMP2, whose product is annotated as peroxisomal membrane protein 2. The record is from RefSeq and is a predicted model, not a curated record. The coding region runs from base 51 to 617 and encodes 188 amino acids. Gene Ontology annotation, cellular component: membrane; cytoplasm. The transcript is spliced from 5 exons. NCBI's taxonomy places the organism in Eukaryota, Metazoa, Chordata, Lepidosauria, Squamata, Anguidae.
UCCCCUCCCCUCCGCUCGGAGCGCCUGUUGCCCCGUCUGGGUCUUUUGCGAUGUCUCCGGCGCUGUCCAAGCUCGAAUCGGGGCCGCUGCCCCAGAAGCUGCUCGCGCGCUACCUGCUCCUGCUCCGCCUCUACCCGGUGCUCACGAAAGCCGUCUCCAGUGCCAUCCUCUCUGCUCUCGGAAGUCUCCUCUCUCAGGUCAUUGAGAAGAGCCAUAAGAAGAGAAGCCUUGAUCUGUGGGGGCCCUUGAGAUUCGCCAUCUAUGGGCUCGUCUUCACGGGACCACUCAGUCACUACUUCUACCUGUACUUGGAGCAACUGAUCCCCUCGGAUGUGCCUCUUGCUGUUGUCAAGCGCCUUCUGCUGGACCGGCUCGUGGUUGCCCCAGCCUUCCUCGCACUCUUCUUCUUCAUCAUGAACCUGUUGGAGGGCAAGGACACGUCUGCUUUCGUCAAGAGGGUAAAAUCUGGUUACUGGCCGGCCCUCAAAAUGAACUGGAAAAUGUGGACGCCGGUCCAGUUUGUCAACUUGAACUACGUCCCUAUGCAGUUCCAGGUGCUGUUUGGGAACCUCGUCGCUCUCGUCUGGUUUGCCUACCUGGCGUCUGUCAAGAAGUAGCUCUCGAGGAAGCCGUGGGUUUGGGCUGCGCAGCUUACACCAGGGGGAAGCUAUACUUUGCGCUUGAGAGUUUCAAGCCGGUGGGGGAAGCCGAGGAGGAGGACGAGGAGGAGGAGGAGGAGGAGGAGAAGGACCUGGGCUGAGCAGAGGCCGCUGUCUGCCGGUGGCGGACGUCCUGCGGCCAUUUCUGCCCCCUGCGAUCCACGCUGUAGCUUUCGUCCUACACUUUCUGGAGCCUGGUGAAAGGGAUCUGUGCCAACUUCAACUGGGACCUUCCAAGCCUCAUCACCCUAACAGUCAUAAUUAACUUGGCAUUUGUUAAUUUUAACCUUAAUUUUUUUGCUGGGGCAACAGCAGGCAAUAACACCUUUUUUUCUUCUUCAAAUGGUGCUUAACAGUAAUGGUAAAAAUGUGUACAGGGAUCAGGGAAACCAGCAUUGGCCAUUGGUCUUUGUGUGAGUGUUUUUUUUUUAAAAAAAAUAGAAAUAAAAUUAAGAAAAGUAAUCUUUUAAAUGAUGAAUAAAAUGUCCGAUUUCAUUUU